GAGUCGAAGCGCUUUGGAGUUUCUGACACCUUGAGAACUGUGAUGGGCAGUGGAAAGAAGAGGGAAAGGUGCCCAUGGCGUCGGAGGGGCGCAAGGUCAAGUACCACUGGAGCAGCACGUCGGAAGGGCGCCCCAGCAAGCGCGGCUGCCUCCGGGAGCCCGGUGAUGUGGCCUCCUCCAGCCGCCGGCCAGCUCCCAGCUCUGCGUCGCGGGCGGGAGGGCCCAGCUGCCCCAAGCGCCUGAAAGCCCAGGAGGACGAUGUGGCUUGCACGCCGCGGUCAUCCCGGGGCUCAUCCCACCGCAGAAAUUCCUCCUCUUCCUCCUCCUCCUCCUCCUCUCAUUCCUCGGGUCCGCGUGUGGGCAGAGCCGCCCCCAAAGGCGGCCUGAUUCGGAGCACUCGGGGAUUCCUUUCGUCAGGGGCAUCCCCUGUGCGCCCUGCCGAUCCCUCUCUAGAAGAAAUGGCUUCUCUAGAGGAGGAAGCCUGCAGCCUUAAGGUUGAUUCCAAAGAUAGUUCUUGUAACUUUACGAACUCAGAAUUUGCAGCUGAAGCUGAGGGUCAGAAUGCUACGAUUGAAGAACCAAACAAGGUCCAGAAAAGGAAGAGGGAUAGACUUCGAGACCAAGGCUCCACAAUGAUCUAUUUGAAGGCUAUCCAGGGCAUCUUGGGGAAAUCGAUGCCAAAAAGGAAGGGAGAGGCUGCCACAAGGGUAAAGCCAAGCACAGGAGAGCGUCCCAGCCGUGGAGAAGGACCAGCCAGGAGUGUCACAGUCCCUGCUCCUCGGAAAGAGAAAGAGCCAGCCCUGGAGAUCAGAGUGGAGGAGGAAAAGGCUGUGCCACAGAGGAGUAACUUCUGUGACAGGAGAGUGAUUAUAGAUCCUCCAGAGAAACCCAGUGAGGAGCCUCUUGGUGACCGAAGGACAGUCAUUGACAAAUGCUCUCCACCCCUUGAGUUUUUGGAUGACUCUGACUCUCAUUUAGAAAUCCAAAAGCAUAAGGAUAGGGAGGUGGUGAUAGAGCAACCCUCUUCAGGAAGCGACUGGUCUGAUGUGGAUGAGAUCUCCACAGUCAGAUUCUCUCAGGAGGAGCCUGUCGCGCUGAAGCUCUCAGCAGUUCCAGAGCCUUCUUCCUUCACCACUGACUAUGUCAUGUACCCGCCUCAUUUGUACAGUAGUCCCUGGUGUGACUAUGCCAGCUAUUGGACCAGGAGCCCCAAGUCUUCAGGCUACCACUCCGUGGGCAGCAGCAGUGACACGGCCCAGGCUGGCGGGAGCAGCCGGAAUCUCCUGAGUGAUUAUUCCCCCAACUCUACAGUGAGCUCUCAAAAGACUUCCAGAGACUUGGAAGCCACCGAGGAAGGCAGAUCCCAAAAUUCUCGUUCAUUUCACUUCUCCAGAAGUUCAGACGAAAAAGAGGUGAAGGAGAAAAGAACAUUCCAAGAGGAAAUGCCUCCACGUCCUUGUGGAGGGCACGCAUCUAGCUCCCUGCCCAGGAGCCACAGGGAGCUGAGUCUAGAGGAGGGUUUCAUUGACACCCACUGUCACUUGGACAUGCUGUAUUCCAAGUUGUCUUUCAAGGGGACCUUCACUAAGUUCAGAAAAAUUUACAGCAGCUCCUUCCCGAAGGAGUUUCAGGGCUGCAUCUCUGACUUCUGUGAUCCUCGGACACUGACAGAUUGCCUGUGGGAGGAGCUGUUGAAAGAGGAUCUGGUUUGGGGGGCCUUUGGUUGUCACCCUCAUUUUGCACGUUACUACAGUGAGAGUCAAGAAAGAAAUCUUUUGCAAGCCUUAAGGCACCCCAAGGCAGUGGCAUUUGGGGAAAUGGGCUUGGAUUACUCAUAUAAGUGCACCACGCCUGUCCCAGAACAGCACAAGGUAUUUGAGAGACAGCUGCAGCUGGCUGUGUCUCUGAAGAAGCCUUUGGUGAUUCACUGCCGGGAAGCUGAUGAAGAUCUGCUAGACAUCAUGAAAAAAUUUGUGCCCUCUGACUACAAGAUCCAUAGGCACUGCUUCACUGGCAGCUACCCAGUCAUCGAGCCCCUGCUCAAGUACUUUCCAAACAUGUCUGUGGGCUUCACGGCAGUCCUGACAUACUCCUCUGCCUGGGAGGCCCGGGAAGCUCUGAAACAGAUCCCACUGGAGAGAAUCAUCGUGGAAACUGAUGCUCCCUACUUCCUCCCUCGUCAGGUUCCCAAAAGCCUUUGCCAGUAUGCCCACCCAGGCCUGGCCUUGCAUACAGUUCGAGAGAUUGCCAGGAUCAAAGACCAGCCGCUCUCCCGCACCUUGGCCAUCUUGCGUGAGAACACCAGUCGCCUCUACAAUCUUUAAACUGAGAGUGCACAGUCAGGAGUCUCCCAGAAAAGGGCGACCAGCGGUCUGACAUUACACAGACUGGGUUUGAACUCUGCCUGUGUCCCACAUCGCGGAUGUGUUUGGAGAGCCCACUGGAAUAGAGAAAACAGAACAGGGUGUUUUUCUUGAAACUUCUCCAUAAGGCUUCAGAUUAUGGUUGGUGGGUGGGGUGGGUGUGGGAUUAGGGAUAAGGGGAACUGCCCCUAAUAGCAGUGAGGUUUUGCCACCCAGCCAAAAUGCUCCAGGGUAGGCAGUGAAGAAGAAAAAGUGCGAUAUAAGGGUACAGUGAGUUUGCCAAUCCAAGUCCUGUUCUCCGCAGCCUGUGUUUUUGAGCAGGCUGUGAAUAAAGUCACCCUCCUACUCAUCUAAGCACAUGUGGGUGUGUAACUCA
This is a messenger RNA of Carlito syrichta (Philippine tarsier), 2739 nucleotides long. RefSeq names its product TatD DNase domain containing 2 (gene TATDN2). Gene Ontology annotation, molecular function: hydrolase activity, acting on ester bonds. Lineage: Eukaryota; Metazoa; Chordata; Mammalia; Primates; Tarsiidae. The record is from RefSeq and is a predicted model, not a curated record. The transcript has 8 exons. The coding region runs from base 75 to 2324 and encodes 749 amino acids.